This is a messenger RNA of Peronospora matthiolae, 372 nucleotides long. The record is from the annotation of a GenBank genome assembly. Lineage: Eukaryota; Oomycota; Peronosporomycetes; Peronosporales; Peronosporaceae.
AUGGGUCAAGAGGAAGCGUUUGUACCAAAAUACCCAUACCGUGAGCUGGUGGGCGCGUUUAUGUACAUCGCCACAUGUACACGACCGGACAUUGCGCAUGCGGUUGGCGAAGUUGCGAAGUUUUGCGAGCGCUACGACAAGUCGCAUUGGACAGCAGCAAAGCGGAUUCUCAAGUAUCUGAAGACGACUCAAGACUUAAGCAUCGUUUUCAGCGGCAUCAACAAGGGAGAGCUGAUCGAAUUCGCGGAUGCAAACUGGGCUGGCGACCUCGACACGCGGCGUUCGACAACAGGAUACGUUUUCUUUCUGAACGGAAGCGUUAUAUCGUGGAAUUCGAGGCGUCCCAACAAUGGCCGCGACCUCAAGUACUGA